ACGUUAACCGUUCCCUAAUAAUCUUCGUUUGGUAUUUCAAGACUCUGCACAUUUACAUGCAACGUUAUCUUCGUGCUCUGCCAUGGAGAACUCCCAUACUUCAACAUAAACGUCUUUUCACUGCUACUCCAAUCACGCUCUCCGGUCAUAAUAAAUGGUCUAAGAUCAAACAUCAGAAAGGUGCCGCUGAUAUCAAGAAGGCGAAUGUGUACAGCAAAGCCAGCCAAGAUAUUGUUGUCGCUGCAAGAAGUGGCGGAAGUGCAGACCCCGAAGUCAACAUGGCUCUUGCUGCAGCCGUGAAAAGAGCCAAGUCUCAAGGUGUUCCCAAAGAGAACAUUGAGAAUGCGCUGAAACGGGCUGCCGGUGCAAAAGACAAAGGAGACCAGCAUGUAGUUUAUGAAAUCAUGGGCCCGGGCUCAGUUGCGGUCAUGGUAGAAUGCCUCACAGAUAAUCUCAACCGCACCAUUCGAGCAAUACGUACCACGCUGGCUCAUCAUGGCGCGCGGCUAGCGCCCGUUGGCUUCCUCUUCGAGAGAAAGGGUUUGGUGAGAAUCGCAGUCAAUGGCAAAGACUCCUUAGAACCUAUCAUUGAGGCUGGCCUCGAUGGAGGAGCUGAUGACUUCUCAGAGUCAGAGUCUUCCGAGGAAGGCCAGGAAAUUGAGUUUGUGUGUCCUCCGGAUGCUCUUGGCAAUCUCACCAAACAACUUUCAGCUCUGCCUGAUGUGGAGCUCUUCAGCAGCGAUCUCGUUUACCUGCCCAAGGAAGCCAGCGAGCCCCCAGACGAGGAAACAGCUGAUAAAAUUUCCGACCUUCUCGACGAACUAGAAGCGAACGAGGAAACCCUCCGUGUAUGGUCGACAUUAGCAUAAUAAUAUGAAUAAUGUUGGUCUUGGGCCUGGAUAUCGCUGACUCCUCGGAUUCACUACUUGCAACAAUGCGGAUGGAAGAUACUAUGGCUACACUAGAGUACAAUGUCCAAAGCUGAGAUAAUGUGUACAAAUGUCGAGGUGCUCUUCACUACGGCGAAGUCCGAGGAUGUUGGGGUAUCACAAUCCUACUCAUGCAUCCAAUAACAAUCCACUUCCAUGCCAUUGGGGUCUAAGGGAUAUCCAAGCACCUCCCUGUAAUCCUCCCAACUCGAUUAACCCAAGUUCCUGUGCAAUUUCCGAAUAUUGCUUGAAUUUGACUACGCCUGCUUGUUCGUAAACCCUGGGAUUGCGAUGCAUUAGUGCAAUCGAGACGUGUGAUCUUAAUGGACGAUUUUGCCCUUC
Molecule: messenger RNA, 1271 nt
Organism: Somion occarium
Lineage: Eukaryota; Fungi; Basidiomycota; Agaricomycetes; Polyporales; Cerrenaceae
Source: the annotation of a GenBank genome assembly